AUGAAUGUCGAUACCAUCUCCGACUUCCUGGCCGAUCAGCGGGACCAGUCCCCCGAGGACCUGCAGCCUCUAGUUCUCGAGUUCGAGACGCUAUGGGAGCGGAAGCUGUGGCACCAACUCACAAACCAGCUCAUCGAGUUCUUCAACAACCCCGGCAGUGCCCCGCAGCGCCUACAGUUCUACAAGGUCUUCAUCCUCAAGUUUGCCGACAAGAUAAAUCAACUGAAGCUUGUUGACCUGGCCUUGAAGGCAGCGACACAAUGUAGAGACAAUCAAGAGCGCCUCACCUUUAUGGAGGCGGUGGUCAAAAAGGUGGACCACGAAGAUUCGCAAGACGCCCUCGUGUUUGCCACCAUCGCCGUGGCGCGCGUGAAGCUGGACCUGGUAGAUCUAGAUGGCGCGCGGAAAGAUCUUGAUCGGGCGGAGCGGGUUCUGGACGGCUUCGACUCGGUCGAGACGAUCGUGCACGCGGCCUUUUACGGCGCCAACGCCGACUAUUACCAAGCCAAGAUGGACUUUGGGUCGUACUACCGCAACGCGCUGCUGUAUCUAGCUUGUAUCGACAUCAAGUCGCUGAGCGCAGCGGAGAGGCGUUACCGCGCCUACGACCUGAGCGUUGCGGCUCUCGUCAGCACCAGCAUCUACAACUUUGGCGAGCUGCUGCUGCAUCCGAUACUGGAUGCGCUGGCAGACCGCGAAGAGGACCAAUGGCUUCGGGACCUGUUGUUUGCCUUCAACCGCGGCGACCUGGCCGCCUACGACGUGUUGGUUGGCCACAUCGAGUCGACGCCGCUGCUAGCCAAGCACAGCCGCCAGUUGCGCGAGAAGAUCUACCUGGCGUCCCUGACCGAGGCCGUGUUCCGGCGUCCACCCCACGAUCGCGCCAUGACAUUUGACACCAUCGCUGCCGAGACCAAGGUCCGCCCCGAUGAGAUCGAGCACUUAAUCAUGAAGGCGCUAAGUCUCGGUCUAUUACGCGGUACCAUCGACCAAGUAGACGAGGUGGCACACAUCAACUGGGUUCAGCCUAAGGUGUUGGAUAUGAAGCAGAUCGAGAACAUGCGCCAGCGGUUGAAAGACUGGGACUCGAGCGUUUACCAGCUCGGCAACUGGAUUGAGAAUGCAGGGCAGGAUGUCUGGGCGGCAUGA
Molecule: messenger RNA, 1149 nt
Organism: Lasiosphaeria miniovina
Lineage: Eukaryota; Fungi; Ascomycota; Sordariomycetes; Sordariales; Lasiosphaeriaceae
Exons: 2
Coding region: 1-1149 (382 amino acids)
Biological process (GO): ubiquitin-dependent protein catabolic process
Cellular component (GO): nucleus; cytosol; proteasome regulatory particle, lid subcomplex
Molecular function (GO): structural molecule activity
Source: RefSeq, a predicted model, not a curated record